Caenorhabditis bovis is the source of this 1716-nucleotide messenger RNA. The record is from the annotation of a GenBank genome assembly. NCBI's taxonomy places the organism in Eukaryota, Metazoa, Nematoda, Chromadorea, Rhabditida, Rhabditidae.
AUGAUGAUAUUGUUACUUCUGGUUUUGGCGAUUUCUGGAAUUGUCGCCUAUUAUAUCUAUUUCGAAUCGCAAAGAAAACAGAUCCGUGAAAAACUAAACGUUGUUGUCGAAAAACGGCGAGCGGAGGUUCGCGAAAGCAUCGAAUAUGCGACGAAAGCUGCUGCUCGCCUGAAUCCCGAAAUUCGCGAUAAAAUCGCUAAAUUGGAUUUUCAAGAAUUGCAGAAAGCAAUGCAAAAUGGCGAAUUCAGUUGUCAUCAGGUCAUUUUGACAUACUACCACAAAGCGGUCAUUGCGAAUGAAAAAACAAACGCUAUCACUCUGUUUAUAAGGGAAGCCGAAGAAUGGGCCAAAGAAUGGGAUGAAAAAGCGAAAGAGCCCGAUUUUAAGAAGCCGCCUUUGUUCGGAAUCCCGCUAUCUCUCAAAGAAUGUGUUAUGAUCAAAGGGUAUGAUCAGACACGUGGAUUUGUUCAAGACGUUUUCCAUCCAGCGACAAAGGAUUCCAUUCAAGUGGAGCAUUUCAAAAAACUUGGCUUGAUUCCUUUCUGCCAAACGAAUGUUCCACAAUCUCUGCUUUCCUACAAUUGCUGUAAUCCGAUCUAUGGAACAACAAAUCAUCCAAUGGAUAGGAAUCGCACAAGUGGUGGAUCGUCGGGCGGAGAGGCCGCACUUCUGGCAGCCGAUGGAUCACUCAUCGGAAUGGGAGGAGAUGUUGGCGGAUCAGUGAGAAUCCCAUGCCAUUUCACUGGAACAGCUGGAAUCAAACCUUCAAAAAUGAGGUUUGCACAUCGCGGAUCGGGAUCGAGUGUUCCUGGAAAACCGAUGAUCGAUGCAAAUGACGGGCCGAUGGCGAAGGAUGUCAAAACGAAUGUCGAAUUCUUGAAACAUGUGUGGGGAGACAGCUUCCAAUCAAAUGCCGAUCCAUAUUGUCCACCGGUCAAAUGGGAUCAAGAGCAGUAUUCGAAGAAGAACCUCCGCAUCGGGUAUUAUGUCGACGAUGGUUGGUUCACACCGACACCUGCUCUUCAACGCGCAGUUCUCGAAGCCAAAGAGCAUUUGGAGAAGGCUGGCCACACAUUGAUCCCAUUCCAUCCACCGAGAGUUCCCGAAGUCAUGCACAUGUAUUAUCGCGCAGUUUGUCUCGACGGAGGGCAAUAUAUUUUGAGAAAACUUCUUAAAGAUCUGAUUGAGCCAACAAUCUACAUGCAAGUGACGAUUUGGAUGGUACCAUUGUGGGUUCAACGGGUUCUCAGUCUUCCCUUUUCGUUCUUUUUCCCUCGAAUGGCUUUGCUGAUGCGAGCACUCACAAGAGACACAUUCAAGCUUCGCGAAGCAUACGCCGAUAUUGAGGAGUAUCGCGGCCAAUUUGUAGAACUCAUGAUGAAAGAUAAUAUCGACGCGAUUCUCUGUCCGCCGCAGAUUAUGCCAGCUCCUGCCCAUGAUAUUCCAUCAAAAUUGGUUUCUGGAAUCAGUUACACUUGCAUUUUCAAUCUUCUCGAUUUUGGAGCUGGCGUGGUUCCAGUGACUCAUGUGACAAAACUUGAUGAAGAAAAACUGAAAGAUUAUCCAGAAACUGAUAAGUGGUACAGUUUAGCGAAAGAAGCCACCAAAGGAUCCGUUGGUCUUCCUGUUGGCGUACAAGUUGCUGCUCCACCAUAUAGAGAAGAGACAGUACUGCGAGUGAUGAGAGAUAUCGAAAUCGCAGUCACUGGCAAAUAG